UUGGCGCAAGGCGCGCCCGGAAACCGGGGACCGCCGCCGCUGUCACUGAGGCGACCAGCGCGUGCGGUUGCUAUGGAGACGGCGCCGCGGAGAGGGCCGCUGGGCCGCAGCCGGGUGGGAUGCCGCGCCGGGGCCCCGGAGCCCCAGGAAGGCGGAGACACGUGAGCGAGCGGUUGCGCGGGCGGCAGGAGCAGGCGCUGAGCAGCCGCAUGUACCUGCUGCGGGAGACCGGCCCCACUGGCUUCCUGCUGCGGGAGGACGCGCCGGAGGGCGGCGACUUCCGAGUGUUUUUAGGGAAUCCUCACGUCUGCAACUGCGCCACGUUUCUGGAGGGCGGGGAGCUCUGCAAGCACAUCUGCUGGGUCUUGUUGAAAAAAUUCAAACUUCCAAGAACUCAUGAAUCUGCUUUGCAGUUAGGUCUCGUGGAAGGAGAAAUCAGUGACUUGCUUCGAGGGAUACAUCGAGUUCAAACUCCCCAGCAAGAAACUAUUGAUGAAACUGUGCGUAUUGAAGAAGAUGGCUACAUUAAACAGAAGGAAAUUGAUUCAGAGGAUAUCUGCCCAAUUUGUCAAGAAGGACUUUUAGAGAAAAAGCUUCCUGUCACAUUUUGCAGGUUUGGCUGUGGCAAUAGCAUUCAUAUAAAAUGCAUGAAGAUCCUAGCUAAUUAUCAGGAUAGGAUUUCAGACACUUCUGUGUUGAAAUGUCCUCUGUGUAGGAAAGAGUUUGCACCAUUAAAACUUAUUUUAGAAGAAUUCAAAAACUCGAGCAAACUUGUGACUGCGGCGGAAAAAGAGCGGCGGGACAAACACCUUGGAAUUCCGUGUAAUAGCUGCAAACAGUGUCCGGUGGAAGGGAGAUGCUAUAAGUGUACCAAAUGUACAGAGUUCCACUUAUGCCAGGAAUGUUUUCCCAGCCGCUGUCACCCUCCUCACGCAUUUACAUUCCGUGAGAAGAGAAAUCAAAGGUGGAAAUCACUAGAAAAAGGAUCAGAUGAAAUUGUAAAAUAUGCAGACAUUAGAAAUGAGAAAGAAGAAAAGAUGCCACAUUUUCAAGAAAAGCAAGGCCAAGUUUACACACCAAAACAAGUGGUGAAGUCACUGCCUCUCUUACUGAUUACAAAGAAUAGUAAGCUGCUUGCUCCAGGCUAUCAAUGUCGACUUUGUCUGAAGGCAUUUCAUCCGGGUCAACAUACAAGAUUGCUACCAUGUACUCAUAAGUUUCAUAGGAAAUGUAUCGACAGUUGGUUAUUCUACAAGUGCAAUUCAUGCCCUAUUGAUGGACAAGUUAUAUAUAACCCUUUAAUCUGGAAAGAUAAAGCAGUAAGUGGACACACGCAUCCAUCGGUUUCAAAUACAAACAUCACUCAUCUGUCAAAACAGGAAGAACUGGAACUUUUUAUUCCUGGUACUGGAUUAGUAAUUAAACGAAAUAGACUUAGAAUUUUACCUAGAAUAACCCAACAUAAUUCUGAGAAGUUUAAUACACCUGAAAGUCCAACAGAUACCCAUCAGGAUAUAGCAAUAGAUGAUCUAUUCUCUAACAAGUUAGAUGAUUCAAACUUAAGAAAAUUAAUCUAUGAAUAUAAAAUUAGCCAACAUUUCCCCAGGUAUCUUCAAGAUUUACCAACUGGACCCUUUGGAAAAAUGUCAUCUCAAACAUUUCUUCCUGCUAUUGCUGACAAGAAUAAUAUGUGUCCUACUGGAAUGGAAACCCCACAUAUCAAUGAAAAAUACCACACUUGUCAAAGCCAGAAGAUGGCAAAAGACUGUAAACAUAUUAACCACAAUCCAAAGAAGACUUCUGGUGCUAGAAUGAGAGAAGACAAGAAGAGAUUAGAUACUUUACUUCCAGAAGAUUUAAAUCUUAUUACCAAUUGGGGUACAACUAAAAUUAGUUUAUCUAAAAGAUAUAAUAACUGUAUGGGUAAAAUUAGACAAAAAUAUAGUAAUCUGUCAAGAAGGCCUGAAUCUCAUCCUUUAAAUAUAAAAAGUCCUGAGCUAUCUUUCAUAUUAGAAGGAGUUCAGUUAUGAAGAUGUAUUUUUUAUUAACAUCAGAAAAUAUUUGGAUAUUUAACAUAAAAAUGUUUUAUUUGUAGAACAUAAACACUAUACUCUUGACAAAUGUUGAUAGAAUUGUCAUCAUUUUGCCUGCUUGUCUAUGAAUGACUAACUACUCUUAAAAGAAAUGACCCCAUUCUUUAUAAGACUUAAAGCAUUUGAUAAAUAUGUUCAGAAUGUUAUUAUGAAUAAGUUUUAGAAAUUUUAUUUCAUACUGAUUAAAAUAAUUAUUUUUACUUAAAGAAAUAGAUUUUCUUUGCUUUAAGCCACUGUUUUUAAACAUUCCAUUUAUAACAUGUAACAUGGAGAGAUUCUUUCCAGGACCUUGAAUAUUUUUUGCAUUUUCUUACACUAAUAUUUACCACAAACCUAUGGGAAAAUCCAGAUGGUGGUUAUCUUGUUCACUUCAUUUCUUUAAAGUUAUUUCUUAUACAUGAAAUGAAAAGUAAAUAUCCUUACAAUGCUAUAAGUUAUGCCACAUUUAGAAUGAUUUCACUGAUGUCAAGAAACUUAUAAGUACUAUCAAAUUCUACUAUUUCUACUAUUUUUGAAGACUGUAUAAAAUUACUUAAUCCUCCCAUUAAAAUAUA
Molecule: messenger RNA, 2647 nt
Organism: Mustela lutreola (European mink)
Lineage: Eukaryota; Metazoa; Chordata; Mammalia; Carnivora; Mustelidae
Gene: ZSWIM2
Product: zinc finger SWIM-type containing 2
Exons: 9
Coding region: 120-2030 (636 amino acids)
Molecular function (GO): ubiquitin protein ligase activity; zinc ion binding
Source: RefSeq, a predicted model, not a curated record